CAAUUUGUUCACUCAUACACACACGCGCGCUCAAAAUCAAAAGAUCUCUGCUUCAUUUGCUAUGCUAUGAAGAUGGUUCAAGCAACAGUUUUCCUCCUCGCCUGUCUCGUCGUCUGCUCCUCCCUGCUCGACCCGACGAUGGCCGCCGGAUCAAGUUUCUGCGGGUCCAAGUGCUCGGCGAGGUGCUCGAAGGCGGGGCUGAAGGACCGGUGCAUCAAGUACUGCCGUAUCUGCUGCGACAAGUGCAAGUGCGUCCCCUCCGGCACGUACGGCAACAAGCACGAGUGCCCGUGUUACCGCGACCUCAAGAACUCCAAGGGCAAGCCGAAAUGCCCUUGAACGUCAGUACCGCCUUAAGUAUCUGUUAAUCAUGAUUAUCAGGAUAAUUACCCCUAUCUUACGUUGUGGUGCUUGUGAGACAUCAUAUGUUUGAGACUAGACAGCUGGUUAUCUGCUUGUGUUGGUCCCUUGAGUUGGUUCUGGAUGUGAAUUAGGCAUGAAAAUAUGUUGCUUGAAAAUAAAGCAUUUCUUCGGGUGCGUAAU
Molecule: messenger RNA, 543 nt
Organism: Rhodamnia argentea
Lineage: Eukaryota; Viridiplantae; Streptophyta; Magnoliopsida; Myrtales; Myrtaceae
Product: peamaclein-like
Exons: 2
Coding region: 67-339 (90 amino acids)
Source: RefSeq, a predicted model, not a curated record